This is a messenger RNA of Nilaparvata lugens (brown planthopper), 467 nucleotides long. RefSeq names its product protein bark beetle-like. The record is from RefSeq and is a predicted model, not a curated record. Gene Ontology annotation, cellular component: membrane. Bases 117 to 467 code for a protein of 116 amino acids. Lineage: Eukaryota; Metazoa; Arthropoda; Insecta; Hemiptera; Delphacidae. The transcript has 3 exons.
AUUCCCCAACCUGAUCUUCUGCCGUCAGACUCAUUGGAGGUCGUACACCACAUGAAGGCAGGCUGCAGGUGAAAAUAGGAGAAGAAUGGGGCACAAUUUGCAACUACGGGUGGACAAUGAGGGACGCAGCCCUGGUUUGUCAUCAGCUUGGUCUGGUACUCAAUCCUAACGACUGGUUCCUGAUGGGUGCUGAUAUACCUGUUGCUGGUACCAGGGAGAAAAUACUACUCAGUAACGUGCAAUGCACAGAGGAGGAUGUCGACAUAACGGAGUGUCGCGCGGAGAGGGCGAACGACAUGGAGAAGUCGUGUAGUCACGAUCACGACGUCGGUCUCCGUUGCUACGAGCCGCACUGGGCGGGUGUGCGCCUAGGGGUGCUCGCCGAAAAGUGCAUCUUCAGUAUCUCACCAUCGAACGCGCCGGCAUGCUGGAUUACGCUACUAAUACGUUCAAACCAGGUAACGUGA